Messenger RNA from Paramuricea clavata, 8752 nucleotides. The record is from the annotation of a GenBank genome assembly. Lineage: Eukaryota; Metazoa; Cnidaria; Anthozoa; Malacalcyonacea; Plexauridae.
AUGCCUAGUUCUACAUCAAGCAACACAUCUGAUCUGGUCGCAAAGUUUCAGCACCUAUUUACUGGCAUUGGUAAACUGAAAGAUUAUAAACAAAAGCUACAUCUUGACCCUAGUAUACAACCGGUUGCCCAAAAACCUCGGCGAGUACCAUUUCACUUACGUAAGCAAGUAUCUGCCCGAAUUGAAGAAUUGGAAGCACUCGAUAUCAUAGAACGGGCAUCAGGUCCAACAUCGUGGGUAUCGCCUGUGGUCGCAGCACCUAAACCCCACAACCCAUCUGAAGUUAGAGUAUGUGGUGAUUAUCGACAACCCAACCGAGCCAUAAUUCGAGAGCGGCACCCUAUUCCCACCGUGGAAGAGCUCAUGGAGGACAUGACUGGUGCUUGUGUCUUUUCAAAAUUAGAUCUUCGCGCUGGCUACCAUCAAAUUGAAUUGGAAGAAGAAUCGAGAUCUGUUACCACCUUUUGCACACAUGAAGGCUUAUAUCGAUAUAUCGUUCGUAACAUAGCGGAUGACCUCAUAGUUUGGGGAAAAUCCCAGGAAGAACAUGAUCGCAAUCUUGAAGCUUUGUUCCAGCGCCUAGAUGCCAAGGGCCUCACAUUGAAUGGUGAUAAAUGUGAAUACAACCAACCAAGUUUAUGGUUUUAUGGUUACAGUUUGUCCAAAGAUGGUCUAUCUGCUGAUCCCAAGAAAGUUGAGGCCAUAGUCAAAACGACAACUACACAGAAUGUUGCUCAGCUCCGAAGUUUCCUUGGUCUAGCUAACUACUGCGCUCGUUUUAUCAAGGAUUUUGCCACUCUUUCAGCACCUCUGAACGAACUGACCAAGAAGUCAACAAAAUGGCAAUGGACUGUCAUCCACCAACAAGCUUUUGAGAAAAUUACGACUGCAAUUGCAGAGGAUUGCAGCAUGCCUUUUUAAUCCUGCCAAAGAAACAACCCUGACUGUUGAUGCAAGUCCUGUCGGUCUUGGGGCCAUACUGUCUCAGAUACAAGAGGAUGGUACCAUACGCAACAUUUCAUAUGCAAGUCGCACCCUUACCCACACUGAACGCCGCUACUCGCAGACAGAAAAAGAAGCCCUUGCAGUGGUAUGGGGCUGUGAACGCUUCCAUUUGUAUCUUGUAGGUAAAGAAUUUACCCUCUACACUGACCAUAAGCCACUUGAACUGAUUUAUAGCCCUAAAUCCAAACCACCACCACGCAUUGAGAGAUGGCUUCUCCGAAUGCAGCAGUACCUGUACCAAGUGCAAUACCGACCAGGAUCGUCAAACCCUGCUGAUGUGUUAUCCCGUCAACCAACAGAAACCUGUGAAUGGUCUGCUAACACUACGGACAAGUAUAUCAACUUUAUUGAGAGCCAUGCUGUCCACAAAUCAAUGGCUCUAGAGGAGAUUGCUGCGGAGACAAGUACUGAUUCUGACGCUGCAGAUUUUGAUGCUUUUCUAAAUCAAAAUGGUGUUCGCCACAGGAAAAUCACCCCUUACUGGCCGCAAGCUAAUGCCGAAGCGGAGCGUUUCAUGCGCACAUUAGAAAAAGCUGCACGAGCCGCCCAUAUCGAAGAAAGAAGAUGGCAAGAUGAGUUAGAUACUUUUCUUUUGAAUUACAGGUCAACGCCGCAUUGCACAACUGGUAUCAGCCCGGCAAAGCUUCUAUUCAAUCGAAAAAUUCGGAAUAAACUGCCAAGUGUGGACCGGUUAGACCACAUGCCCUCAGACAUCGAAGACAACCAUGAAAAAGCUGUCAACAACGACUCUAAGAGAAAGGAGAAGAUGAAGAAAUAUGCGGACAAACGGAAUCAUGCAAAGAACAUUAACCUUCAAAUAGGAGAUUAUGUCUUAGUCCGACAGCAAAAGAAAAAUAAGCUAUCUACCCCAUUUGGUAAAACGCCAUACAGAGUAACAGAAAUAAAAGGGACAAUGAUCACUGCGACUAGCGAGGAUAGCGGCAACAUUACCAGAAAUGUUUCAGUGUUUAAACAAAUCCCAAACCCAAACCCAAACCUUGAACCACAAGAUCAAAUUAUCGAGGAUUUUCAUGGUGAUAUGCCUAAGACGGAAUUGACGCGCAGAUAUCCAACCCGGAACAGAAAAAGUCCAGAAUUUUAUAAUAGUUCACAGACAUAGUAUGAACCUAUACAAACUAAGUUUUAGUUGUUGAGUUGUUAAUUAUGAAUGUUUUAUUCUAAAAGGAAAGGGGGAUAUAGUAUUGUGACGUACAGGUCACAUGAUCUAGUCACGGGACAGUGAACACAUGUACUGUUGUAUCGAGCAAGGAAAGCGAGGACGGAUCUAGGACAUUCACUGAUUCACAUUAAUCAUUUAAAUAUAUUAUUUUAUUACAAACUGACUUCAUUAUAGGUAGGAUGUUGAAAAUGUUUACUAUUUAAACGGCCCACAAAUAGUAAACAGAAAAGACCCGUAUCCGUUUGUCUUUUACGUGUAGACCAUGGUUCUCUGCGGAGAAACGGAAUUGGAAUUCGACCAACUGGAGUAGGGGAAGUGCUGCGAAGAAUUAUCGGUAAGACCAUAACUUCAUUCUCGAGGGAGGAGAUUAAGGAAGCAGCGGGGCCAUUACAAGUCUGCGCCGGAUACAGUGUUGUGGCCGAGCAGCAAUACAUGCUAUGAUCCAUGUUUUUGAUAAAGAAGGGUCUGAUGGAAUUCAUACCACUCAAAGAUCAGGGUUUAGCCCUUAAUAAGCAAGAAUUUAGAGACUUGUUGCGAAUGAGAUACAAUCUACCUCUGAAUGAUCUACCAAGCCAUCGUGCGUGUGGAGAUCGCUUCAACAUCAAUGAUGCCCUCACAUGUAAAAAGGGGGGUUUCGUGGCGCAAAGGCAUGACGGAGUUCGCAACAUGCUCACCACGUCCCUUGGUAAAGUAUGUAAGAACGUGGAAAUAGAGCCACAUCUCCAACCCCUUGACAACGAAAGAUUCAAUCUGAGAUCGGCCAUCAUAAGUCCUGAGGCGAGAUUGGACAUGAAGGCGGACGGUUUUUGGUUACGUGGAGCUACUGCAUUUUUUUACGUAAGAGUGACGCACGUAAACUCAAAAUGUAACCAGGGCCGGCCAACUCAGAUGAUUUUCAAGGAACAUGAGAACGAAAAGAACAGGAAAUACCAACAGACAGUGUUAGAUGUUGAAAUGGCCACUUUUACACCCCUUGUUUUCGGGACUAAUUGUGGAAUGAGGAUUGAAUGCCAAAUGUUUCUUAAACAGCUGGCGCAAAAACUGCCGGCAGAAAAAGAUAAUGAACGAUAUGCAGUUGUGCUUGAGAACCAGAAUUUCUUUCGAAAUUUUAAGAUCAGUAUAUGUGAGUGUCAGGGAGUCUAGAUCACCUUUCACUAUAGAAAAUAAUUUGAAGUUGUGGACGAUUUUGGACUAAACGCCAAGGCCGCUGGAGUUUUUUUAAUUUUUAAAUUUUAGAUGAGGUAUAUAGACGUAUCAGUUCAUCCCAUUUUAAACGUUGUAUUUUAGAAUUAAGUAUUUUGAAUAGUGUUUUUGCAACGUAUAUUUACGAGCAUCCGCAGUACAAGAGAAACGAACACGUUUGCUUUUGAGAUUCGAACCCAAGUUGACGUUCUAUAAAAUAUUUCCUAUUUUAUUUGUAUUAUUGGUGAAUAAAUGACUAGCUCUUUGCGGGUGAAUAAAUGACUAGAAUAAAUGACUAGCUCAUUACGUGUAAAAAUGCUGACAUCAGCAGAAAUUGGUCAACAAAAUGGCGAUACUCGUACCCGUAAACCGGGGUAUCUUAACCUCUCUAAUAUAGACAUUCUAUAGCUAACAGUCUAUAGGAACCAACCAAAAUACUGCAUUAUAUACAGAGGGCAUAAAAUUAUAAUUAAAUAUAGUAUUGCAAUAGUAUUCAUGAGCAUGCAUGCUGUCACAUCAUACGCCAUUGCGAAUCAUAUCAGCAGGAAAGGCCCUUGAAGGCUUGACGAACACAUACACAUAUUGAUCAAUUUGUCUAAACUUUAUAUUCUCACUUACCAUUUGUGCCCGACUGUUCGAAUCACCGUCUUAUUAAAAUCACAUCUGCCCGUAUAGACCCUCUCUCGUGGUAUGAAUUGCCACAACCAUUUCACAAGUCCCUUGCUGUACACAAAAAUAUCAUCAUCCGUCUUCAGAAAAUAUUUAAAUUUGCAAUGUUGUUGAGACCAUUCUAGACCAAGUAUGGUUUUUAAUGUUAAAUUACCAUAACUAUCAACGAAUGAACCAAUUACUAGAUCAUUGUAAUAUUUCGAUUCAGUUGCUAUCAAACUCUGUGUUUUUUCAUUAGUUUGUCCAAGUAAAAACACUGUUUUAACCAGAUUAUCAUGCGUAGUGUAAGCUCCAUUAAUGACAAUAUUUGUUAUAUCAGGAUCAGUGUCUUUAAUUUCAGCCCAAGUACUACGUAUUAUAGACCUCUGUUCAAAGUUCGUCGGCGCAGAAACGACGACAAUGAGAACAAGCACUGAUGAUUUGCAACGCGGUACAAUAUUUGAUUUUAGACGGUGGGCUUCACGCGUUGUCCCGCUUAUCUGAGACUUAUUGCAUGAAUGCUCCAAAACGGCCACGCUUUCCUGGUGUGAAUUUGUUGAUAUAUAACUGUAAUAGCAUAACCAAGUGUAAUGCAUUCCAAACAGCAGGAAUACGCUUUUGAGGAUAAGGCCAGUCCGGAAUCGCCUCGAGCGAAUAAUAUACAUGUAUAUCAUUUUAGUAUAUCAACUGACGCCCAUACGAUGUUGUGCAGCAGAACCGGUACCUGCGUUGUAACAGCUGUACACUCGUUGGAGCUCAGAUAAAGACAAUUUCGAUCAUCAGUCUCAGAUAAAGACUACUUCAAUGUGGUGUAAAACCAAACUCGGGUGCUUAUUAACUCACCAAAUGAAAGAUGGACGUUGAGUUUAUAACUCAUAAUAAUAUAAGCAUUGUUAAAAAUACUACAUAAUUAUUAGCCUAAAGCUCAUUAUCAAAUGCAACUAGAGGUUAAAAAUACUUUACAUAACUCAGCAUGAAGGCAAGAAACAUGCUGUGCUUGCUUUGUCUAAUUACUUCUUUGUUAGAAAUUCCACAGCUUUUCGUGCUCCCCAUCAUAGUCAAUAUUGGAUGGCCUGGAAACUAAACAGAAGUGUUUGUUAUAUUUUUGUCUGAGUAUAUGUUAAUUUGUGCACGGUCACGGUGAUUGAGCUCGUUGUAUUUUCGUAGCUAUAAUUAAGUAACCGUCCAAUAGGGAUAGCUGAGAUGAAACGUGCAGCCACGAUGAAUAAUAUUUAAUGAAGUUGAGACAAAGCCUUUGUGCACGGUGAAGUACAGUUCAACAUCAAACAAACGUCUUCUAUUUUGAGGCUUUGAAGUUUGCCGGGAUUCCUGACCAUCAUAUAUUAAAAGACUAUGUUCUCAACUAUUUUUAGUUAACUACAACAAACGUAUUCAGUUAAACUUGAUAGUCUUUUUAUUGAAGUCAAAAGAACAAAUUUUUCUCGUCAAAUAUUUAUAUCAACUGAAAAAGAUUGUCCUUAAGGACGAUUCCAAUCCGUCCUGUUAUCGUGAGGGACAAUACCAUUAAUUUACUUAAGACACCAUGCAGUUACACUAUACAGAAUUGCAUCGGAAGCAUACUUCGAAACCCGUACUGGACUCGAAGAAAAUCCGGACUCUAGAAAAACCUGGACUCUAAAAAAAUCCGGACUCGUCUUCAAGAAAACCCAGACUUGACUUAUAAAAACCCGGACUCGAAAUAGAAAAAACCGCAUUUAAAACAAGGACUCCGUGUACGAGAAUGGAAAGGUCUUUUGCAAAGGCUUACCCUGGAGCCAGAGGGUAUUGUUUUCGCCUGCAGUAUUGAAUAACCCUCUGGUGAAAUUGGCGGGGUUUUUCGGGUUCAUUCCACACAUAACUUUCAAAAUUGGAAGGAAAGAGUUGAUUGGUUGCUGACUAUAGGUUGGAUAGACUACGUGUUCUGAUUGGAUAUUGUAAACAUCACAGCCUGUUCGCAGGCGUUUCGUGUUUUGAUUGAAUUGAAACAUUUGAAUUUUGAAAUGUCUAUAUUUAAUAAACGAACAAAAGUUGAAAGAAGCAGUUUUAUAGGCUGCAUUAAUAGAUAGAUUGAUAAAUUUCCUGAAUUAAAAGUUUAACGGAGCAUCAAUACAGCGCCUUGUCCAAUUUGAUUCACCUUAAAGAUGUAUUUGCAUCUUGCUAUCUGUUAUGGGAAGAGUUUAAUAUUCCAAAGUUCUAGGACCGAGAGUUGCACGACGACUUGGCAAAGCCACAAUUUUCCGGAGAAACCCAUCUUAAUAGUCAUUUGCAAAUUGAACUCUUUCAUUAACUCUCGCGUCCGUGAACUAAGAAGGCGUGGACUCCGUGUUACUUCAUUGUCAAACGAAGAGGACUAGAAAGCAAUACUAGAUGGAGAGUUUACAUUCGUAUUUUGUAAUCCCGAGUCUAUUAUUCGAAAUGCAAAAUGGAGAGAAAUGGUUUCAUUUGAAAUCUACAAGACAAAUUUGCUUGCUUUUGUAACAGACGAAGUUCACGUCGUCCCAAAGUGGUGUGUUUAAUAAAUUUAAAUACAGAUUUUUUUGAAUGUAUAUUGCAGGGUUAAAUUGAAUGUAUAUUGCAAGAUUAAAGUGAAUGAAUAUAAAUAUAUAUUUAUAUUAAAUGAAUAGAUGUCAAGAUGUGAUGUUUUAAGUUGAAGUCUAUUACUUUGCGUUGUUCAAAGCCAGUUUAUCCUUAACCCUCGGUUAAAACAAGGGUUAAAUUUAACCCUCCUCGCUAGGUGGGUUAACUUGCUAAUCGACCGGUUAACUCGUAUUCAAAAUGGACGUCGAAGGAGUGAAAAAAAAGAAAACAUGUAAAACUCUUGGUGAAACAAACAAUGUACAAAGAUUUUAUGGAGGAAAAUCAGCCUCAAAAAGUAAAUUCUAAGUCUAUAAAUGCUAUUAAGAUUCUUAUUCGUCCCGUAUGAGCCUUUGAAAUGAUCAUCCUAAAAGUUGGCUUUGAAAAAUAACUCAAAAAAGUUGGAAAAAAACAUCAAAAAAGUUGGCUUUGAAAAAAUACUUGUAUUGCCAAACAUUCCGCCGUACCACCACCUGUUUCACAAAGUUUCCAUUUGCCAUUUGUUGAACAGUCACAAGUUCUUGCACAUCUACUGUUUGCAGCGCAGUGUAUUACCUACUAGUAAAAACACUGUUUUUGAAAGCUUUAAAACAACUGCGCUGCUUCUUUUAGGCCGUGGGCUGUUGGCCAAAAUUAUUUCGCUUCGUGGCACCCAUGUGGGAAAUACUUGGUUUGGGGUUUAUUUGAAAGGCAUAUAGGUACAUCACUACCAAAAAAGUUCCCAAGAGCAAAAAAUGGGAAAUUUUAUAAUUCAAUUACAAUAAAAAUGACUUGCAUCAUCGGAAAACGUACAAAAAACCGCAUAUAAGACUUGUAAACAGUUUUUUGAUUUUUCAAAUAGUCUUUGAGUUAUUGCUGUUUUAAAUGUGAAAACUGGACCAAAACGUCGCAAUAAGGACUCAAAAACGCGUUUUUGACAGCGUAUAACUCGAAAACAAUUUUAGAUAUAAAAAAACUGUUUAAAUGUCUUAUAUGUAGGUUUUUGUAAGCUUUCUGAUGAUGCAAGUCAUUUUUGUUGUAAUUGAAUACAAAAUUUCACAUUUUCUUGCUGUAAUACAAUUUAAUAGAGGAUAAUCACUGAUCACCCAUUUUCUUGGUGUUGGGCAAGCUUUUUGCUUGGGAACUUUUUGUGGUAAUUGAGCAUCUAUGGUUCUAUGAAUUGAACCACAGAAAAUCUAUUUCCCAGGGGGGUGCCACGAAAUUGCUUUUCUAGGCACUUUUUCGCACAACAGCCCACGGCCUAUUUUUCUGUUUUCGUGUUCUGUUUUAUAGGAUAAACGCGCAUACGUUGAAAAAUGCUUUUCAACUCCAAAAUAAUUCGAAUUAAAAAAAGUCCAUUUGAUUGGCUGGGAUUCUAAAAUUCCAAAAUUGAUUUAAAUUUGUAUUUUUUCUUGAAACUUUCAAAAUGCUUAAAUUCACGUCUGAAAUGUUCAAUUUCAGUUCCCCAGUUAAACAAUAUUUUUCACAUCUAUCCCAUUCUAUCCCCAGUUUUGACACGGGGCCAGCCAAUCAAAAACGUUCUUACAUUACAUUUAUUUUUAAAACAAAUUUAACGUUGGGUUAAAUGUCUUAACCCUGGGUUAACUAACCGCACCUCUAACCCAGCCUUGAACAACGCAGUUUUAACUCAGGGUUAACUAACCCUGGGUUAGGGAUUUUAACCCAGGGUUAGCGCUAAUCCUGGGUUAAAGUUAACGAGCUUUUGAACAACCGGCCUCAGAGGUUUUUCCUUUUUCUUCGCGCGUUUUCCCGCAUUUCGCGUUCGCCAAACCUAAAAAAGCCUCUGGGACAGGGUAGCAAAGGCUUAACAAUGGUUAUUAAUAUGAUAAACGAUGGUAUCUUUAUAUCUUCACCUCUAUAUUUUCUUCUAGUGUUAAAAGAAUAAUCACUUAUAUAGAUAUACUGGAACCAAACCAUUUUGGGCACUUGAUUAAUUAAAAACUAAAAGGUAUUUAUGCAUACUCUGCGAUUAGCUACGUAGGUAGCAUGUUGGUUUUCAAUAUAAGUUGAUUUAUUGUCAAACUUCAUUAUCAGUAUUGAGCCGCGGUUGUUUGUAAUUCAUUUCGGGCAAUUGGUGAAUGCAUUGCCUAAGGAGAGAGCCGCAAUAUCAAAUGUAUGCCAAUCCACACAACGCGAUUCACUGUCCGCAUUAUUAGGCCGCGG